Messenger RNA from Plectropomus leopardus (leopard coralgrouper), 2342 nucleotides. RefSeq names its product retinoid isomerohydrolase RPE65 c (gene rpe65c). The record is from RefSeq and is a predicted model, not a curated record. Lineage: Eukaryota; Metazoa; Chordata; Actinopteri; Perciformes; Serranidae. Gene Ontology annotation, biological process: retinal metabolic process; zeaxanthin biosynthetic process. Gene Ontology annotation, molecular function: beta-carotene 15,15'-dioxygenase activity; retinol isomerase activity; all-trans-retinyl-ester hydrolase, 11-cis retinol forming activity.
UUUAAAUGCAAGCCGGACUCUCUUUUUGUAGGCGACUUGUGUGUGAGUGUGUGAGGACCAUCCAGCAGCAUGGUCAGUCGUGUGGAGCAUCCAGCUGCAGGCUACAGGAAGAUCUUUGAGACAGUGGAGGAGCUGAACGAACCUAUACCUGCUGAGAUCUCUGGUGUUAUACCUUCAUGGCUGGGUGGCAGUCUUCUCAGAGUGGGUCCAGGCCUUUUCGAAGUGGGAGAUGAACCUUACCAUCACCUUUUUGAUGGACAGGCUCUCAUGCACAAGUUUGACCUGAAGGACGGUCAGGUGACCUACUACAGGAAGUUCAUCAGGACGGAUGCGUAUGUCCGUGCCAUGACAGAGAACCGAAUAGUCAUCACAGAGUUUGGCACAGCAGUCUACCCAGACCCCUGCAAAAACAUCUUCUCCAGAUUCUUUACUUACUUCAGAGGCAUUGAGAUAACAGAUAACUGCACAGUCAACGUCUAUCCAAUCGGCGAGGAUUUCUAUGCCACCACAGAGACCAAUUACAUCACCAAAGUUGAUCCCGACUCGCUGGAGACUUUAAAGAAGGUGGACCUGUGCAAGUACCUGUCAGUGAAUGGGUUGACUGCCCACCCCCACAUUGAUGCAGAUGGUACAGUCUAUAACAUUGGCAACUGCUUUGGCAAGAACAUGAGUCUGGCUUAUAACAUCGUCAAGAUCCCACCUGCUCAGAAAGACAAGUCAGAUCCCAUAGAGAAAUCCCAGGUCGUGGUUCAACUUCCCAGCAGCGAGAGACUAAAACCCUCCUAUGUUCACAGUUUCGGUAUGACAGACAACUAUUUUGUGUUCGUGGAGCAGCCAGUAAAGAUCAACCUGCUCAAGUUCCUGUCGGCUUGGAGCAUCAGAGGAGCCACAUACAUGGACUGCUUUGAAUCCAACGACAGCAUGGGGACAUGGUUUCACCUGGCCACUAAGGACCCAGCUGAGUAUCUGAGCAGCCACAAGUUCAGAACGUCAGCGUUCAACAUUUUCCACCAUAUUAACACCUAUGAGGAGGAGGGGUUCAUCGUGGUCGAUCUCUGCACAUGGAAAGGUCAUGACUUUGUGUAUAACUACCUGUACCUGGCCAACAUAAAGGAGCAGUGGGAGGAAGUGAAGAAAGCAGCGAUGAGGGCUCCUCAGCCUGAGGUCAGACGUUACGUAUUGCCGCUGGAUAUACAAAAGGAGGAGCAGGGGAAGAAUCUGGUCUCUCUCUCCUACACAACAGCAACUGCUGUUCUUCGAAGCGAUGGCACCAUCUGGCUGGAACCUGAAGUCCUCUUCUCUGGACCAAGACAGGCCUUUGAGUUUCCCCAGAUUAACUACUCUCUGUGUCGUGGGAAGAAGUAUUCCUUCGCUUAUGGUCUUGGACUCAACCACUUUAUCCCUGACAGGAUAGUCAAGCUGAACGUACAAACCAAAGAGACCUGGGUGUGGCAGGAGGACGACUGUUACCCCUCAGAGCCGCUGUUUGUACCAACACCUGGAGCCACAGAGGAGGACGACGGUGUGCUGUUGAGUAUCGUGGUGAAGCCGGGUGCAGAGAGACCAGGUGUCCUGCUGGUGCUGGAUGCCAUGAAACUGACAGAGCUGGCCAGGGCUGAGGUCAACACCAUUAUCCCAGUGACCUUCCACGGCAUGUACAAACCAUGACCUUGACCUACAUCCUUACCCAGCCAGCACACAUCCUAAAAUACAUCACCUUCACUUCUUGCCAGCUAACUACUUAUUGUCUCUUGCCAAUCUGCUGUUUAAGCUUAACAACGCAAAACAGAAAAACUCACCAAAAAUAACUUCACAAAUUCAAAGUACAUUAUUUCCCCUUGCAGUGACUUCUCAUCAGCAAUAAAUCUGUGGUUAAUGCAAUUUCUUGAAUAUUUAAAGCUUGAAUUUAAGCGUUAUUGUAUUCACGAGGCUCUUGGGACAUAUUAUAAAGCAUGGUAUGUUUAUCAUUACAUGUAAUGAAUGUUAUUUCCACUUCUCUCUGAACUGAAGUUUUUUGCUGCUGAGUUUGCUUGAAGCUAUUGCAGUGUCUGUUGAUUGUAAUGUAAAAUGCUCAGUUUCUCCUUAUAAAGACAACUGAACAGUGUCCUGUAACUGGUGGAUAAAAACAGUGCCUGUGUACAGAGAAAUUAUCAAUGACAUGACUUUGCUUUUGUUAAAACACCUUGGCAAAAAAAAAUCUUAUUUACUGCAUUGGCAAAGUUUCAUAUCAGAAUUAAAAUAGCACUUGCAUAUUUGUAAAACCAUUGUGGUAAACCAUUAAAUAGAAACAAUAUUUUCAGAAAUUUUGAAAUAUGUUUACACGUUCUUUUGUAAAAAAAUAA